AUGACGAGUCCCCAGGAUAUUGACCUGUGCAGAAUCGUGCUGAUUCUAGGAUCCUUCGAGGGUGUUGACGAGAUCCCUGAGUUAUCUGAUAACAAAAGAUAUCUGUUUCUGCCGCCAAACAACAGCGACGAUGCAGCGUGGAGGGGCGGACAAUCGGAUGCACAUCUUAAGCCCCCUUUUUUCUGUCUGACUAUCGGGGAACACUUGUUCGAUCCGACGGGCUGGAUUCUGGGCUCUCACGGUGAUUCCGAAGUGUGCGAUUUUCAGAUUGCUGGCGAUAAUCAAAGCCGUAUAAGCAGAAGAUCAGUAAGGGUCGAUAUCAGCCCGAUUACGCACUACCCCAGGGUGACACUGCUAUCUGAUCAGAGAGUUCGCAUUCGCGAGGGUGCUGAUGUUGAGAAGUGCAAACCCGGCAUUCCUGUUGAACUGCCACGCCCUUGCGUGAUUGACUGGGGAGCGGUGCGUUGUUGGGCUUGGUUCCCGGAACGCACAUUGGUGGAAACUCAACGAUACAAGGAACUGGCUCGAUCAUACGGUCUUGACAUUAUGGCUGCAUAUCCCAAAAGCCUUCCUUCUACCAAGAGCCGCGAGUCAACAUCGGCUGAAUCGGUCCGCUAUGGCAAGAAUGAUGCCGUGUAUGUUGUCGAGCAGAUGCACGGCCGUGGGAUGCAUGCCUCUGUGAUGAGGGUGAAGAAUAUUGUAACUGGGGAGAUCUUUGGCGCUAAAGAACCUUACUACAAAUCAAGCGACAAUUCUGAUUACGCGAGGAAACGUUUUGAGACGUUGGAAGCCGAGUACAAACUCAUUAUGCGCCUACAACAUCCGCAUAUAGUUAGGGCGUACGAGUUAGUCCUGGCCGAUGAGUUGACCCUGCCGCCUUGGAUGAUAGUCGAAUACGUCCCUUGUACUCUCCGCGACACCCUCCCCAAAUUAGACUCACUUCAACGACUUGCAAUCAGUACUCAGCUUGUCAGCGCUUUGCAUUACAUGCACGAGACUGGCAUUACCCAUCGGGAUCUGCGGCCAGAUAACGCCUUGAUACAAACGCAAGAUGGCGUAGUGAUUUUAAAGUUGGCUGACUUUGGUACAUCGAAGCAUAACCUCUCAUCAAAAAUGGAAACUUUCACUGGUACGGAGAUCUACAUGGCCCCUGAACUAUUCAUCCAACCCCGAUCGUAUACAAACAAAGUCGACAUGUGGGCCUUUGGCCUCAUUGAGCUGGAAAUAUUCACAAGUUGGGAACCUGAUGUGGACGAAAUAUGGGACCCCAGCGACUUUGGAAAAUGGAUACGGACGGUAGUUUCUCCAUGCAUCGCGAAGGCACCAGAAAAAGUCCGGCCCAUGUUAAAGGGCCUACUGCGGAAAGGUGCAGAGAAGAGAUGGAGUGCCAGAAGAUGCCUGGAGUGGCUUUGUAAACAGGAACUGGAUGGUUCUGUCAGGAAUGGCACGGGUAGUAAGCGCCCAGCGUCUAGCGGCCUUGAAACAGAGCGCUAUAAAAGGCACCUACGCAGCCCAAAUCCUUCGCCGUCUACCAGUCGUGUCGCCCUGCAGCAUUCUGGCGAUGGUGUCAGUCUCCCUGAUACAUUAUCGGUGAGGUCAGCAUCACCCGAGAUACUCUCAGCUGCGACGACUCCUCGCGUAGAUGACGAAAUUUCUGAUGCUAGCGAGAGUGGUGUAGACGAUGACAGUUCGGGUGAUGAGUCUGGAUUUGAGAAGGAUUGGCCAGAAUAA
Messenger RNA from Metarhizium album ARSEF 1941, 1731 nucleotides. RefSeq names its product Calcium/calmodulin-dependent protein kinase type IV. Gene Ontology annotation, cellular component: cytoplasm. Gene Ontology annotation, biological process: protein phosphorylation. The coding region runs from base 1 to 1731 and encodes 576 amino acids. Gene Ontology annotation, molecular function: protein serine/threonine kinase activity; ATP binding; protein tyrosine kinase activity. The transcript has 2 exons. Lineage: Eukaryota; Fungi; Ascomycota; Sordariomycetes; Hypocreales; Clavicipitaceae. The record is from RefSeq and is a predicted model, not a curated record.